Papaver somniferum (opium poppy) is the source of this 888-nucleotide messenger RNA. RefSeq names its product F-box/kelch-repeat protein At3g06240-like. The transcript has a single exon. Gene Ontology annotation, molecular function: protein binding. Lineage: Eukaryota; Viridiplantae; Streptophyta; Magnoliopsida; Ranunculales; Papaveraceae. The record is from RefSeq and is a predicted model, not a curated record. The coding region runs from base 1 to 888 and encodes 295 amino acids.
AUGGACUAUUUCAAGUUUCUCCCCGUGGAGAUUACGUCACACAUGUUAACUCGAUUCCCUACGAAAUCCGUUCUUCACUGCAAAUCAGUAAGCAAAACUUGGAGAAAUCCUAUUGGUUAUCCAUCAUUCUCCAAAAGGCACUUCAAUCAUCAUAAUCAAGCUGAUAAUGAUUCUGGUGAGUUGAGUUUUUUUGCUUUAACUUAUAAGAUUGAGCAUGUAUCCGGAAAGUAUACACUUGGUAUUCCUAGAUAUCACUAUUUUGUUGAGUAUAAUGAGAAAGAUGAAUCAACACCUAUUGAGAGAAAUAGAAGGAUUCAUUCAACCGCUCCGUUUAAUUGUUUUGUUGGUUUAUUAAAUGGUCUCAUCUAUCUUGUCGGAAACCCAACUGAAGAAAAACCUCAUGAACCUAUUUAUAUCUUUAACCCUAUCAUUAAAGAAUAUGUCAUGCUUCCAGAAAUCAACACAGAUUACCAUUCUUAUAAUUCUGAUGUUUUGUGGAUGAACGGAUUUGGUUAUGUUUCUGCAACCAAUGAGUACAAAGUGGUAAGAAUAUAUAAGUUGAAGAACAAAUUUGUAGAAGUCAGCGUAUACACUUUAGGCGGUGGAAAUGGGUGGAGAAACCUUGGAAAGUUCGAUCCUUCUUUCAUCCCGUUUCCUUGGGGACAAGGUGUUUUUGCCAAUGGAUAUCUACAUUGGAUGGGCGUUGAAUUAGAUAUGAUUGCGACUUUCAAUUCAGCUGAGGAAAAGUUUUGUCAACAUAUUUCACCACCUCCAUCGUCACCAGACGAUUGGCCUUUUAAUAGAAUAGGGGUUCUGGAUAGGUUUUGGUUUUUUGCUAAUUUUCUAACAACCGAAGAAGACUCUUAUUAUGACAUACAAGAAGAUUAA